Molecule: messenger RNA, 636 nt
Organism: Sesamum indicum (sesame)
Lineage: Eukaryota; Viridiplantae; Streptophyta; Magnoliopsida; Lamiales; Pedaliaceae
Cellular component (GO): Golgi apparatus
Source: RefSeq, a predicted model, not a curated record
ACCCAGUUGGUUUAGUAACUGAGAGUUGGGAGAAGACAAUCAACGAAAAGGCUGAUUUUCAAAGCGUCCCCUCCUCCGGCAGCUGCAAUCGGGAUCCAUCAUUUGCUGGCACCCCCAAGAGUUAUUUAUACAUUUGCUCGUAAAUAAAUCGAAUUAAUAUGCCUUUGCGGAGAGUUGUGGUAAUGGAGGUUGAACCUCCGAGCGUAGUGAGAUAUUUGAUCGGAGCGGCGAUGAUGAUGUUGGGAGUGGUGUUGCCGGUGGGCUACAUGAUGUUUCGCAACAAAAGAGUUCCUUCUUCUUCCUCUUACUCCAAACAGACGUAGGAACAAGGUUUUGAUAUAGAGUUGUUCUGGAGGCUCGAGAUUACAGUUCAAAUUCAUGGGCCAGGUGAUGUGCCUUGAAGGACAAAGUGGGAAAGAAGAUCCUGAAAUAUCUGCAAUUUGUACAUGUUAGUAGGUCCGAUAAUUUGUCAUAUAGAGUUGGUAGUUUGAUGUCAUGGCUAAAAACUGAUGCAAUUGCUGUAUUUCGUGCUGACUUGAUGUUAAUUUUGGUUUUACAGUGACAUUCAAUGUUAUCCACAGUCAGUUCUUCUAAGAUAACAUGUUUUGCUUCUUGUGUAUGGAAUUUAUGGAUUUA